Molecule: messenger RNA, 2916 nt
Organism: Didymella exigua CBS 183.55
Lineage: Eukaryota; Fungi; Ascomycota; Dothideomycetes; Pleosporales; Didymellaceae
Product: phosphatidylethanolamine N-methyltransferase
Exons: 5
Coding region: 1-2916 (971 amino acids)
Biological process (GO): phosphatidylcholine biosynthetic process
Molecular function (GO): phosphatidylethanolamine N-methyltransferase activity
Source: RefSeq, a predicted model, not a curated record
AUGACGGAUGUCGGCAAUGGCCGAAAGGCCGACGGUAGCCAGCUGAGAGAGCGGCCUUCAGCUAAGCCGAUGCACAUGCCAGACGCUGAGGCUGCCAAACAAAAAGUUUUGGAACUGAACGAGCAGGAGGACAGCAAGAGCGAGCGAGAGAAGAAGACGUAUGGUCGAACACCAGAUGGCACAGUCUUCAUCGUGCCGCACACCCACGACAUGGUGUCGCAGCUGCUCUCGCCUUCGCAACCAAAAAACUUGUCCGACCUAGCAGUCCUCGCUGUGCUCGCAAGCUUGAUCUCAACUCUCUACCUACUGCCCAAAAGCGCCCGCAUACCAAUCUUCGCCGUAAUUUUCCUGUUCUGGCGCGCCGCCUACAAUGCAGGCAUUGGCUGGCUUCUCGAUGUCCAAUCCAAACACAACCGCCUUGUCCUUUGGGCGAAGAACUCACACAUCUUCGAGAACCCGAAGAUAGGCAAGAACCCACACCCCACAAUCUUCAAGUUUCUCAAGAGAGAGAUGGAGACCAAGAUUCCCCAGGACUACAAUUUUGAAGAAGCUCCACUUGAGUACAACACGUGGCUCGUCUUCAGGCGCGUUGUAGACUUGAUCCUGAUGUGUGACUUUGUAUCCUACUGCCUCUUCGCCGUUGCAUGUUUCCACCGCCCAGAAGAGAGCUGGCUGUUAUUUAUACUGCGGUGGACGACCGGCAUCGUUCUAUUCAUCUUCAACUUGUUUGUCAAGCUGGAUGCUCACCGAGUGGUGAAGGACUAUGCUUGGUAUUGGGGAGACUUCUUCUAUCUGAUCGAUCAGCGUUUGACGUUCGAUGGAGUCUUCGAAGCAGCGCCGCAUCCGAUGUACUCGAUUGGGUACGCUGGCUUCUACGGCAUCGCCCUGAUGAUGGCAAGUUACAAAGUGCUCUUGAUUUCUAUCGUCGCGCAUGCAGCACAAUUCGCCUUUUUGAUCAAGGUUGAAGAGCCACACAUUCAAAAAAUCUACAACCCAGCACCACCUCGCCGAACGCGCCACAACUCCGGGGAUAUUACCCAAAAGCACCGUCCCACGUCAAGCCAGUCCGAUCCCAUUGACCCCGAAGCGCCAAUCGAUCUCGUCCAGCAACCUGCACCAAUGCAUAGCAUCGUCGGUCCGCAGAACACGGACUUCCAUCGCGCCAUCGACGUUGCGGUAGUACUCAUUUCCUUCUACAUGUUCUGUCUGGCGACGCUGACACCAGAUACCGGCCUGGUGCGAACCUUCUUCUUCAUCAAUGCGUUCGUGUGGCGCUUGUGGUAUGUGCUAGGUUUGGGCUAUAUCCUCGACCGUCAAUCCAAGAAGAAGAACUGGACUCGUCACUUCAUCAAGUACGGUGACACCAAAGAAGAGGCCUGGCGUCAGUGGAAGUCUGUGUACCAUCUCAGCAUGACGAUGUGCCACGCUAGCUUCCUAGCUGCGGCUUGGAAGAUGUACACACUUCCUCCUGACUGGUUCUAUGACCUUACCGCAUUCAGACUCGUCCUUGGUGCUGGCAUGAUUGCUCUCCAUAUUUGGACCGCUGCCAGCAUCUACGAUUCCCUCGGCGAGUUUGGAUGGUUCUGCGGCGACUUCUUCUUCGACCCACCGCCCAAGAACUUGACCUACUCUGGCAUCUACCGCUUCCUCAACAGCCCUGAGCGUGUGCUCGGUAUGGCUGGCAUCUGGGGUGUUGCUGUGAUCACGUGGACUGCACCGAUCUUCUACCUUGCAACGACUGCACAGGUCCUGAACUUGGCUUUCUUGCACUUCAUUGAGCGACCUCACAUGACCAAGCUGUACGGUCAAAAACUUCGUCAGACUUCUGGCGUUAGCAAAACCGUUCGUCAAGCCCUCCCGAGCCCGGUCCGUAAUUGGCAAUCUGCGGCUGAUGAGUACAUCAACUCUACAGUCGAGUUCAUUGAGGAAGUCCUGGAGAGUGUCAAGCCCAAGCUCGCAGCCGGAGUUGGUACAUUCGUCAAGGAUACCGCUGCACUGUUCAAGUCAUACCCGGCACGUAUCCAGAUCACUCGUCUUUCGCCCGAUCUUGCUGGUUACGACUCGAAGCAGUACAAGCUGGAGGUUCAGGGCACACUUUCGGCGCCUGCCGUUGAAUAUCAGAAGAACGGCGGGCGCGAAGGUGAGUUGGCUCGGACACCUGCCACUCGCACGAGCAAAUUCAAGACGUUGGCGCUGGAAUAUGGCGCACCGAUUAGGGUCCGCUGGGAGGCGCCCCUGAACCACAGCAAGAAGGACUGGAUAGGUCUCUACAUGGUUGCCGACAACCAGUCUCGCAAGAUAACACAGCUGAGUUCGAAUGGACGCUGGAUAGCCACUAACGCCGGCAUCUACGACUCUGUCCGCGCCGAACAAGGCAUCUUGGUCUCAGACAAGCUCGUAGCAGCUGCAUCUGACAGCGAAGACGACUUUGAUCAUUACACUGGCGAGGUCGAGUUCCGUGGCGACAAGCUUUGGUGGACGACUGGUGUGUUUGAGUUCCGUUACCACCACGGCGGCAAGCACAAUGUCAUGGCACUGUCCCAAGCGUUCGAGAUGCGCAUUCCCAGGUUCGACGAGGAGGAUGUCGAGGUCGACUCCCAUGGCACUGUCCACCGCGCCGUGGAGCAGGCACUUCUCCCCGUGAUUCAGAACUGCUUCGACCGCGAGCCCGAGAUCGCACCGGACACGGCCGAGGAGUCCUUCGGGAGCCUGGUCGAGAGGGAUGGCAAGUUUGCGAAGAGAGUCGUCUUCGCUGUCCACCAGAUGUUCGGCAUCGAAUUCGCGCCCGAAGUGGUCCAAGCCGACGGCAACGUGCGGAAUCUGGCCUGGCGCAUCUGCAACGCUAAGAAGGUCCUGGCGCCUUACAGCAUGACAGCCAGCCAUGGCAGGAACACGCCUGACGGGGCGAAGUUUUAG